This is a messenger RNA of Eruca vesicaria subsp. sativa (arugula), 890 nucleotides long. NCBI's taxonomy places the organism in Eukaryota, Viridiplantae, Streptophyta, Magnoliopsida, Brassicales, Brassicaceae. The record is from the annotation of a GenBank genome assembly.
UUCGUUUAUCUCCGCCUGGAUCUCGAGAUUCAAAAAACGAUGUCCGCCGCCGACGGAAUAUUCCGCAGCAUCUUCGAAGGCUGCAUCUCCGGCCUCGAUUCCGCCAUCGAACGACGUCCUUACCACAAAAACUGCGACUGCGCGCUCCACGACGGCGCCAAGAAAAGUCAAAAUCAGCGGCGGAAGCCUUGCCGACGCCACGGAAGCUCCGAGAGCAUCUCGUUCCCGAUCCGGAGGUCGUGGAGCGAAGGCAACAUCAUGGCUAUGAGUUUCCAGGCUUCGUCGGCUUCUUCUUCGAAUCAGAAUCUUCAAUCGCUCUCUUCGUCGUCUUCUCUCGCGACCUUGGCGGAUUUAUCGGUGGAGACGGGGGGUGCGGUGGUGGAGACGAGGAGGUCUCAUCAGCUGGGAUGGACGAUUGAUGAAGGUGAUGAUGAUGUUUGAUUGAUGAUGAUGAUCAGAUGAUUUUUCACGGUUAAGGUUGUUCGUUGUUAACUGCUAAUCUCUCCCACACAGAUUUAAUUAAUUUUCGUUAUAAUAUGUUCUAAAAACAUAAUCAAAAGGAUUGUUGAAGAGAUUUUGUUGACUCUUUUUUUUUAAUUAUUUUGUUUGUUUGUGAUGUUUAGUUAAAUAUCUUGACAUCACUUUAUAAAUAUUCGUGUAACUUUUGUUCUAUAGGCGAUAGCCUCUGUUAUUAUUAAGAUUCAUUCAUUGUCAUUACAUAAUUUGGAGGAGUCCAUGUUUAUUGUUAUGGCAUAGUGUGGGAUUAAGAUGAGCACAUGGAGAUUAAGAUGUAGAUUAUCUUUACGUAAGGGGCACCAUGUGUGUUAUACAGUGCAUUUGAAAGUAAUCACAUGCGUUUUGGCCUGGAUCCAAAAUAUAUGGAAACAAAU